Molecule: messenger RNA, 1341 nt
Organism: Exserohilum turcica Et28A
Lineage: Eukaryota; Fungi; Ascomycota; Dothideomycetes; Pleosporales; Pleosporaceae
Exons: 4
Coding region: 19-1341 (440 amino acids)
Biological process (GO): pantothenate import across plasma membrane
Cellular component (GO): plasma membrane
Molecular function (GO): pantothenate transmembrane transporter activity
Source: RefSeq, a predicted model, not a curated record
UCGCGUCUGGAUACUACUAUGCCGGACCUCGAGAGGCGAUUGGUUCGCAAGCUCGACUGCUUUAUUCUCGUGUACUGUUGUGCAGCGUAUUUCUUCAACUACUUGGAUCGCUCGGCCUUUUCCAACGCGUACGUGUCUGGGUUGAAGGAGUCGCUGGGACUCAAAGGCAAUGAGUACAGCAUCCUGCUGUCCAUGUUCACGGCGGGGGGUUGUACGGGCCAGAUACCGCACGCUCUGAUUAUCCAAAAGGUGGCGCCUCGCUUCUGGCUGCCCUUCACGCUACUGGUAUGGUCCGGCCUGACCAUGUGCUCUGCGGCGUGCAAAACAUAUGCUCAGCUCUGCGUCGUGCGCUUUUUGCAGGGGUUUUUCGAGGCGAGCUUGUAUAGCGGCACCAUUUACAUUCUCGGGUCUUGGUAUAAGCCGCUGGAGAUUGCAAAGAGAACUGCUAUUUUCACGGCUGUUGGCCAGAUUGGUAGCAUGUUCGCCGGUGUCAUGAUGACUGCGAUGAAUGAGAGCCUGCACGGACAGACGUCUCUUGCAGGGUGGCAGUGGGUAUUCAUCAUUAACGGGGCCAUGGGAAUCCCCUUUGGCAUCUUCGGUUUGAUGUUCUUUCCGAACCUUCCCGAGUCGCCCAACGCGCCCUAUCUCAGCAAAGAAGAAAUCCAGCUCGCACUGGACCGCCUCCCGCCCAAGAAAGAUUGGAGUCACGACAUCAGCCUCAAGUCACUGGCCAAGCGGAUUCUCACCAAACCAGAUGUCUACAUACUCACGCUGUACUCGAUGAUAGCAUGUGCGCUCGAAGCGAUUGUAGUCCAAGGCCUCUUUCUCCUGUGGAUGAAGUCUCACAUCGAGCAAUUCCCAACAUAUGCGACGACCACGUAUCCCCUCGGCAUCCAGGCCGUCUCGAUUGUUUCAAAUAUCGGAGCUGGCUACGUCAUCGAUGUAACGAACCGCCGUGUGCCCAUGGUCAUCGUAGCCGGGUCUCUGCAGCUGAUCGUGGUCAUACUCCUGCUGAAUCCCAAUCUGCCGACUGCUGGAGUCUUUUUCGGAUUCUACCUGGCCGGCACUUCAUACAUUGUGAAUCCCGUCUUGUACGGGUGGGCCAGUAUUAUUUGUCAGCGCAGUGGCGACGAUGCCUCAAGAUCAGUCAUACUCUAUAUUAUGAGCAUGGUGCAAUCUAUACUAUACACCUUCUGGGGCCUGGCCCUCUACCCAGCCACAGAUGCGCCCUACUGGAAAAAGGGCUACAUCGCCAUGAUUGUGGUGGUAUUUGCAUUUUUCGCGGCAACAGCUGCCGUAACUUGGGUGCGUAUAUAUCGACACGCCCCACCCGGGUCGUGA